Molecule: messenger RNA, 784 nt
Organism: Lindgomyces ingoldianus
Lineage: Eukaryota; Fungi; Ascomycota; Dothideomycetes; Pleosporales; Lindgomycetaceae
Exons: 1
Coding region: 107-673 (188 amino acids)
Source: RefSeq, a predicted model, not a curated record
CUCUAGGCUUCUUUCGAAUCACGUCUUUGAAAAUCAAAUUGUCUCUCAACCUUGUUUUGACUUUUGCAUAUCGUUGCUCCACUCCGCCCUAUACCCGACAAUCCAUAUGGAUCAAUACACCAUUACAAGAGCAGGUCUCCGAGAGUAUGCCAGUCUAAGGGGCAAGUACUACUACUGGCGCAGGAUUGGAACACAUGAAUGGCAGUCAUACACAGACCCUCAGCCAAGUACUCAGGAUACGCCAGAGGCUGCAGUUCCCCCGGAGCCAUUAUACCUUUCACUCGUUCGCCAACGGCAACCAGAACCCCAAGGCCACCAUUGGCUAUUGUUCAUUUCAAGGGAAGGCCAUGCCGGCACAGUCUACCAAGUCAAGGGCGACCAUACAUUCAUGGUGUACAAGCAUAAAGAGAAUAUUGAUAUCGUCAACUCCGCGAGUUUCCAGGAUAUAUUCCACCUCGCUCAGCUCGACCAAAGCCGCACUCAGCGAGUCCAACACUGGGUCAACCAAGAACCACCUCCAAGGGCCGCAUCUCAGGCAGAAGUUACUGAGACUUGUCAGUCAUGGACACUAAGGGUUAUUUGUCGUCUCAUUGACGAAGAAAUUGUGCAAGGCGAGUGGCAUGAGCGAUUGCGGCAAAUGAUCGACUCACCUAUCUUGCUUGGACGACGUUAAGAUAACUGAAUACGUUGCGCGUUGGGGCUAUACUCGGUAUUAGAAGGAAUUAAAGUUGUACAAUCCAUUCCUAUGUGCGCUUCCACCCCGUAGCUGUGCUCAAGACGGUGC